Linum trigynum is the source of this 3649-nucleotide messenger RNA. Lineage: Eukaryota; Viridiplantae; Streptophyta; Magnoliopsida; Malpighiales; Linaceae. The record is from the annotation of a GenBank genome assembly.
CCCACCCCAUUUGGUGGCAUGCAUUUAUUAUAGGUGCCCUAGGAGGCAGAAAAUCCUACCUUAUUUUGGCUUGGCGUAUGUUUGACUUUUACUUGCUGGCGCAAAGCGCAAUACCUUAUUUUGUCGGAGACGGUAACUUCACGGCCACCCGUCCAUUGGGAUCUGAUCGUCCAAUUUCCGACUCGCCGGCGACAGCUCUCAGCCGUUGGGAGAAGAGAAAAAUGGAAAGGGAAAACUUGCGGUAGGAAAAGGCACGUUCGUACAUGCAUGGGGAGGACACGUGGCGCAUGGAAAACUGAUCUGUUGCACUAGCUAGUUUGGGCUUGUUGGGUAAUCUUUACUUUAAUCCUAGUUGUUUUGUUGUCUCUCCAUUUGGGCUCCAAUACUUUUUACACUACUCUCACUUUAUUAAUAAAACUGAUCAGUUAAAUAAAUAAAAAAAGAGUGCAAGGGAAAUGUCAUUAACAUAGAGCACCUGAGAGAGAAUAAAUAUGCCGACUACUUGGCUUCUAGAGGGCACUCCCUACCUUUUGAUUUCCACUGUUCGAAUGAUUCCGACCCUAUGUUGAACUACUGGAUUACGUAUGAUUUACAUUGAUCAAUGGUAGAUUCAUUUCAAGGAAGAAUCAAAUCUCCUUUAGCAAAUUCAUAGUUGGUCGAUGACAUGUUAAUUUCCAACAUCAUAGAUAUGUCAUGGUAUAUUAUGUUUUCGAACAACUACAGUUCUAUUGCGAACUGUCGAGAAGAAAUGAUGGAGAAAUGAUAAAUCAUGAAUACAGAGAGGAUGAACGAUGUUCAAUUCAAUAUGGUUUGUCUCUCCACAGACAACCAAAUCCAUUAAGCCAGUACUCAAGAGGGAAAUAACGUGCAUUAAUCUAGAUAGCACAGAAUUCCGAGCAUCAAACAAAAAUAAUAAAAAACAUUGAUACGAUCCUCGAACUCUAACCUACAUAGACAAGAACAUAGUUAUAAGCGAAUACGCGUCAUAAGAAAGGUUUGAAAUAAUCUAAUUGAUGAACCAAAUGUGUAUUGAAAAUCCGUAAAAAAAAAACACUUGAAAAUAUCAAAUAGUAAAUUAUUUUGUGUCGACACUUGAAAAUGUCAAACAAUUCAAUUCAAUCCAUCCAUCGACCCAUUUCAAUUGCAGAAAAUCGCGGUCCACCACUCUCCAAAACCCACCUCCACUAACUAUAUAAACUAUCGUUAAUCUCACCUCAUUCCAACAUCCUCAAACAAUAAAAACCAAAUAAAAACACACGAUCUAAUUUGUUCGCUCUCUUUCCUCUUUCCCCCACCGUAAACUAAACCACCAAAACCAAGAAAGCGCCAUGGCCAGCAUGCAACAGAGCAGGGCCGAGGGGCAGGAGAAGGCCCAGGAGUGGACCGACAGCAUGCAGCAGAAGGCCGACUCCGCCAGCCACAAAACCGCCAGCUCCGCCGAAUCCGCCAAGGAAGGCGCCCAGCAAAAGGCCGCCGCCGGCCAGGAGAAGGCCGCCAGCGCCGCGGAGACGGCCAAGGGCAACGCCGAGUCCGCGGCCGAGGCCGCCAAGGACAGGGCCUCCCGGGCCGCGGACUCCACCAAGGAGACCCUUGGGCUGAAGGGAGAAACGGCCCAGGCGGCCAAGGACAGGACCGUGGGCGCGGCCCAGUCCGCCAAGGAGACGGCCCAAGAAGGCGCGGAUAAAGGGGCCAACCUUCUCCAGCAGACUGGUGAGUCGGUGAAGAAUAUUGCGCAGGGGGCGGUGGAUUCCGUGAAGAACACGCUUGGAAUGGGCGAGAGGAAGUGAUGAUUCAAGAUAAUGCAGGAGGAGGAGGAUGGAGAAUAAAAAAAAACUUGGAACUCAUAAUACAAGUAUAGCUCUCUUCGUUUCUCGAUGGUGAAAGUGUUUGAGAGUUAAAUUUUCUAAGCUAUUUUUUAUAUAUAAGUUUCGUAUUUCUUUUUUACUGUUUUUUUUUUUUGUUUCCUUUGUGUGUAAUGAUUUAUGUUUUUGCCUUCCAAUUUUGUUCAAAAUUGUGAAGAAUAGUUGUGAUGAAUACAAAAGUUUAUGUAAACAAAUUUCUGGCGAUCUUAGUAAAGAUGUAUGGUUUUAAUAGAUUAUGAUAAUUUCAAAAUUACGGGAUAUGAUGGUCUAUCUAUUCAAAUUUCACAUAAACGCAAUUUUUUGUCACUGAAUCCAGAAAUUCCAUCUCACUACAAACCAUCCUAUCAACAACAUUUAUGAUGUCUACACAAAUCGUCUCAUGCCUCCAAUUGAGUCUCUCCUCCCUUAUCCAAUUUGUAUAAUGUUCUCCAUCAAAUUCGAACCGAACAAAGAACAAAGUAUAUGUGAUAUAUAGAUCUUGAAGAGUUAUUCAGAAUUUUUAUAUAAAUAUUUAGGGGUGGUUUGGUAAUGUAGAAUUCAUAUAUUUGAGGAAGUUACGUAUUCUAUAUGAGAAUUUAUAUAAUAUUAAAAUGCAUUGUUUGGCUUGUAUGAAUUUUCAACAACGAUGUAUUAGUAUAUGAAGUACUGGUAAAAUUCUUAAAUGUCCCAAUGUAGUAUGAGAUAUUUUUUUUUUUACAAUUUAGUACCUACCCCUUUAAAAUUUUACAAAAAGACCCAAUGUAGUAUGAGAUAUUUGUUGUUACUAAGGGUCAGGGGGUCAAAAAGCUACCCGUCCCUAAGUUGUCCCUGCCCAUCCCGACCCUUACAAGAUCAACAAAUGAGUCGUUUCUAAUUUGACCCUAUAAACAAACUGACACGUCUCAACCCUCAGGGACGGAACGAGUCAGUGGAUCAUCCAAGUCAAGCUUAUACCUCUACUAUUAGGGAUGGCAAUGGGUCGGGUUGGGGCGAGUUUUGCCAAACCCGAACCCAAACCCAUGGGUUUAUCCGCCAAAAAAACCCGGGGUAAAACCCGUUGGAUUUGAAAAACUCAAACCCAACCCCACUCGCUGGGUAUCCGCAGGUUCAUGGGUACCCGUGGAUUUUUGUGGUAAAAAAUUUACAAUAACAAAUUUCUUUCAAAAUAAAAAGUCUAACAUCAAUUUUCUCAUAAAAAUUAUCCUUACAAAAAACACUAAUCUAGAGCAUACAAGCAAAGCCGAAAUUAUCAAUACAAAUUGUUCAAAUUAAUGAUAAACAUCUAUAAACAACAUGAUUAAUUGAAAGCUCCUUCCUCAUUGUCAACUAAACUUCUUCACUCUCCACUCGAUAAUAUCAACUUCAUUGUACACAAUUUGAAAGAAUAAAUUAGACAUGUCUCCACAAACAUAAAGAAGAUUAGUUAUUUAAGAAAGAUAUAUUGCAAAUAACCCGGAAAAAUUAAUUAUAUGGGUGUGGGCGGGUACCCAUGGGUCGGGUUUACCUAAACCCAAACCCAACCCAACCCGAUAAAUAGUGUAGCAGGUUUAAACCCAAACCCGACCCAAAACCCGUCAACACGGGUUUUACCCGCGUUGACCAGAUUGAGUCGGGUGGGUACCCGUGGGUUCGGAUUUUGUUGCCAUCCCUACCUACUAUCCUGUCUAUCCAUGAUAUCUGAUGGAUAACAUCAUUAUGGGCCCAAUAAUAUAGGCCAAACCUAAUAUGGAAUUUACCUAAGCCCAAAAGGAAAAUAGUCAGGUGUGUAGAAAGAGCCCAUAGCUCCAGAAUGAAUUUCGAAGAUGACG